Molecule: messenger RNA, 876 nt
Organism: Angiostrongylus costaricensis
Lineage: Eukaryota; Metazoa; Nematoda; Chromadorea; Rhabditida; Metastrongylidae
Source: the annotation of a GenBank genome assembly
AUGGUCACAAAAGCGAAGAACAAGAACAAUCGACGAAAAUCUAUUGGUAUUAUCAAGAAUAGUGUGAAGAAGGUGGACUUCAGUGAGGAAAAAUCGAAGACUGGCAAGUGGCCUUCACCGUCGACAAAUACGUUGAACAGACUUGCACGAGAGAAGAUCGUUCUCUGGAGACAACCGUUCACCACCACAUAUUAUGCACUUAUGGAGAUUUUUAAUUUAUUCUUAGAGUUCUUAACGGGUUUUAGGCUGCUUCACCACAAAGCUAUAUUAGUGACGUUUUUCAUACUUUUCUCUGUGUUCUACUAUGUCUAUAUAACCCCUGGGAAACAUCAGCAACAUAUAGCAAUCGUUGAAAACAAAUUGAUUUGGUGGGGUUGGUGGGUUUUCCUUGGUGUUUUAUCGUCAAUCGGUCUAGGAACUGGUCUGCACACCUUCCUUAUUUAUUUGGGACCUCACAUCGCGGCGGUUACUCUGGCUGCUUACGAAUGUAACAGUCUUAACUUUCCAGAACCACCUUAUCCUGACAGCAUUGUGUGUCCGGAUGGGAAAUCAGAUGUGACCAUUACUCUCUGGCAAAUUGUUGCAAAAGUUCGAGUAGAGUCGUUGCUGUGGGGUGCUGGUACGGCUCUUGGCGAAUUGCCACCGUACUUCAUGGCUCGUGCUGCUCGAUUGAGUGGUGAGGAACCAGAUGACGAAGAGUACAAAGAGUUUCUCCAGCUGAUGAAUGCUGACAAGAAGGGCGGCGUUGAUGAACUAUCGUGGACUGAUCGCGUAAAGGCUAGAAUAGAACGAUUCAUCUCCAGAGUUGGUUUUCCUGGAAUCCUCUUCUUCGCAUCAAUUCCAAAUCCUCUUUUUGAUUUGGCGGGUAAGUGGUAA